This is a messenger RNA of Paramecium sonneborni, 435 nucleotides long. The record is from the annotation of a GenBank genome assembly. NCBI's taxonomy places the organism in Eukaryota, Ciliophora, Oligohymenophorea, Peniculida, Parameciidae.
AUGUUUAAUACAAAUUUUAAUACUUUUUUUGUACCACAACAACUCCUUUAUCCUUAUGGAUACCAAUAUUUGAUAAUGCCAUAAACAUUUUCUGUUCUCAAUUAAUAACAUUAUACUUUAUAGGCUUAAACUCAAAUUUUAGAAAAUAAAUCAUCUUCUGAACUUAAUCGAUCUAUAGAAGAUAUUUAAAAGAAAAAUUUUUUGGAAACUGAAAGCAAACUUGAUUAAACAAGCAACUAAGAAGAAAUUAAAGAUACACAUCUUCAGACAAAGUUAGAAAAAAAAAUCCACUAAAAAAAGUCUUAAAAACCGAAUUUCUUAGUGAAAUCUACCAAUAUCCAAAAAAUUAUGCAAAGGCUAUUGUAUCUUUUGCAUGUCGAUAAAGAAACCUAAUUUAUGAAAUUUUGGGAGAAAUAAGAGGCCAAGAGUUUCUGA